CCCCACAUUCCGGGUUACAGAGGCUUGAUCGACCCUGAUACACCGAAAAAUGCCAAAACUCGACGUGGGUUCGAUGGGGAUGAGUACGAGUUGGUCUUCAGUGAUGAAUUUAAUCAAAACGGUCGUACAUUCUGGCCUGGGGAUGAUCCGUAUUGGGAAGCUGCAGACAUUCAUUAUUGGCCUACAGGUGAUCAGGAAUGGUAUGAUCCAGAUGGAGCCGUCACCAAGGACGGGUUUCUCGUCAUCACUCUAUCAGAAAUGGAUCCCGAUAUCAAUCAUAAUUUGAAUUAUCGAAGUGGGAUGCUUACCAGUUGGAACAAAAUGUGCUUUACCGGUGGAUACUUUGAAGUCUCUCUCAUACUCCCCGGCUCAAAUGAAGUCGGAGGAUUUUGGCCGGCUGUUUGGACUAUGGGAAACCUCGCUCGAGCAGGUUACGGUGGUACUACAGAGGGUCUUUGGCCUUACAGUUACAAUUCAUGUGAUGUUGGCGCAAUGCCAAAUCAAACUGAUCCCAACACAGGUGCACCUGGGCCCUCAAUUCUCACGUCGGUAAGUGACUUAUCUUGGCAACCAGGGCAAAGACUCUCACGAUGUACUUGCAAGGGCGAAGAUCACCCUGGGGACAAAAAUUCAGAUGGAACAUAUAAAGGACGCGCUUCACCUGAGAUCGAUAUUCUGGAAGCUUACUCGUACGAAAAAUCAGCUACUGGAUUCGCCUCCCAAUCACUACAAGUUGCACCUUAUGACGCAAAUCGACAAUGGACUACUAAACAAGGAGAAACAUAUCAAAGUUACACCAAUCCUGGUAUUAAGACUACUAUGAAUUCUUAUCAUGGUGGUAAUCGACAACAAACUGCGUCUUUCUUAUCAACGAUUCCUACCUCCAAUUGUAAGUUUCGAAAUUAUUGGGGGUCACAGAUGAACUACAGGGAAAUAAAACUUUGCAAUACGGGAGUGAAUGGGUACCAAACUUGGUCCAUAGGAGACAAGCCAACUUGGACUUUGAACAAUACCGGCAUCGGAGCUAAUUCUGCCAGUAUGAUUGGUGAACGGCUUGUUUCCAACGAGCCAAUGUAUAUGAUCCUCAAUCUAGGGAUCAGUGAUACAUUUGUUCCGGUCAACAAAGCUCGUUUAAAUUUUCCGGCAAAAAUGUUGAUAGAUUACGUUCGAGUGUAUCAACCCAAAGGUAGAAAGAAUGUAGGAUGCAGUCCCAAGGAUUAUCCUACAGAGGAUUAUAUCAAUAGACAUCUUAAUGCCUACUUGAACGUAAACAUAACUACAUGGGCACAGGCUAAUCAAACUUUCCCCAAGAACUCCAUGAUGGACGGAUGUUCUCAACCUACUUCAUAG
Molecule: messenger RNA, 1350 nt
Organism: Melampsora larici-populina 98AG31
Lineage: Eukaryota; Fungi; Basidiomycota; Pucciniomycetes; Pucciniales; Melampsoraceae
Product: family 16 glycoside hydrolase
Exons: 15
Biological process (GO): fungal-type cell wall organization; (1->6)-beta-D-glucan biosynthetic process
Cellular component (GO): plasma membrane; endoplasmic reticulum membrane
Molecular function (GO): glucosidase activity
Source: RefSeq, a predicted model, not a curated record